Molecule: messenger RNA, 1168 nt
Organism: Chaetomium strumarium
Lineage: Eukaryota; Fungi; Ascomycota; Sordariomycetes; Sordariales; Chaetomiaceae
Product: 3' exoribonuclease family, domain 1-domain-containing protein
Exons: 2
Coding region: 190-1032 (280 amino acids)
Biological process (GO): U4 snRNA 3'-end processing; poly(A)-dependent snoRNA 3'-end processing; rRNA catabolic process
Cellular component (GO): cytoplasmic exosome (RNase complex); nuclear exosome (RNase complex); nucleolus
Source: RefSeq, a predicted model, not a curated record
GAAAACACGCGAUAACCCUUAGCACGUGUGUCAAGCUCGAAGCAGACCUCAAACAACCCCAACCGACCCAGCCAGCGGCGAAGGCCCGGCGAUCCACGCCGCAAGCCUCUGCUCUCAACUCAAUUGGGUGUACAGUCAGCCGCGGCUGAUCUUAUUCCCCCCCCGACAUCACGCAACCCACGUCCCACCAUGCCCCUCGAUACAUCAACGUACAGCCUCGCGCUGCUCCGCGUCGACGGCCGGAGAUGGAACGAGUUGCGGCGUGUCCACGCCCAGAUCCGCACCCAGGCGGCGGCCGACGGCUCCAGCUACCUCGAGAUGGGUCACACCAAGGUGAUGUGCGUGGUGACCGGUCCUAGCGAGCCCGGCCCACGCCGCGGCGGUGUCGGAGGUGGGGGAGCUGGGGCCGGCGGUGGCGGCGGAGCAGGAGGUCAAGGCAAGGAGGCCGAGGUAGUGGUGAGCAUCGUGAUUGCAGGCUUCAGCUCCGUUGACCGGAAGCGGCGGGGGAGAGGCGACAAACGCACGCUCGAGAUGCAAUCAACAGUCGCCAACGCGCUCGCCGCCAGCCUCCACACACACCUCUUCCCGCACAGCCAAAUCAGUAUCUCCCUACACGUUCUCUCGCAAGACGGCUCGCUUCUCGCGGCCCUUAUCAACGCGGCUACACUAGCUUGUGUCGACGCGGGUAUUCCGAUGACCGAUUAUGUGGUGGCGUGCACGGCCGGGUCUACGUCCACAUACGCUGCCAACGACGAAAGUGCCGAUCCGCUUUUGGACCUCAACCACCAGGAAGAGCAGGAGUUACCAGGGCUGACGGUAGCGACGUUAGGGGAGAGCGAUCGGGUGGCAGUGCUCGUGUGCGAGAGCAGAGUGCAAGUGAGCCGGUUGGAGGGCAUGCUGGCGGUGGGGGUGGAUGGAUGCAAGCAAAUGAGAGAGAUUCUGGACCGGGUCGUCAGGGAAAAGGGACGUCGCAUGAUACAGGAGGGCACGGUGGAGAAGGGGAUCGGGCUGAACGAGAUGGACGUGGAUUAAGUUGCAGUUCCGGACUCCCGGGUGGCUGAAUCGGAGUUGGACCUGGUCACAGUCGAGAUGCCUCUCGUAUCGAGUUUGCCAGGUGAGGUUCCAUCCAUUUCUCACACUGUGCUCCUGAAGUCCUACUCGUUACCUA